UUUUUUGUCUGUAUACAGUCGAGGGUUUCAUUUUACUCUCCUCUCUCGUGUAUAAAAGAUAUUUGUGUAUCUUCCUCAAGCCCUCCUCUGAGCAAAGCUAUCUUCCCAUUCCAUCCCCCCAACCUUAUCUCCACCACCCUAUCUCUCUUUCUCUCUUGUGCUCGCUUCAUAAAAUUAAAUUGGUGAGUUUCUUGAGGGAAUUCUGCGUUGAAACAAGAAGAGAAAGAGAGGGGGUGGAGAAAUGCAGGGCGUUUUGCAAUCAAAAGGGCUUCUUUCAUUGCCUUCAAACCCAAGAACGAGAGCUUUUGCUCCACAGCCAUCACAGGGUUUAAGGUAUAGGUUCUAUCCUUUAAAUCCCUCGUUAAAACCAGGGCUGCUUAAUGGAUCUUCUUUAUCGCUUAACGCGUUCUCAAAGUUUCAAGGAUUUAUUGCAAAGCCUCAAUUGGUUGGGCAAAAGAGCAGAAAUUAUCCCUUGUUUAGAGCUGAGGCGGCAGCAGCAGCAGCAGAUGGGCAGUCUUUGUAUGGAGAGAAAGAAUCUCCCAAGUUCAUGGGUAUUGAGGUGGAGACUCUCAAGAAAAUAAUACCGCUUGGGAUGAUGUUUUUCUGUAUUCUGUUUAAUUACACCAUUCUCAGGGAUACUAAGGAUGUUUUGGUGGUGACAGCCAAAGGGUCUAGUGCUGAAAUCAUACCUUUCUUGAAAACAUGGGUGAAUUUGCCUAUGGCUAUUGGGUUCAUGCUCUUGUACACCAAAUUGGCUAAUGUGUUGUCAAAACAGGCUCUUUUCUACACUGUCAUUCUUCCAUUUAUAGGCUUUUUUGGGGCGUUUGGGUUUGUAUUGUAUCCACUCAGCCAGUAUUUCCAUCCCACAGCUCUGGCUGAUAAGCUCCUUAAUAUUUUGGGCCCAAGAUUUCUUGGCCCUCUUGCAAUUUUGAGGAUCUGGAGUUUCUGCUUGUUCUAUGUGAUGGCUGAACUUUGGGGGAGUGUGGUUAUAUCUGUCCUGUUCUGGGGGUUUGCUAAUCAGAUCACUACUGUUGAAGAAGCAAAGAAGUUCUAUCCUCUUUUUGGACUUGGUGCUAACAUUGCCCUUGUUUUCUCUGGUCGAACGGUGAAAUACUUCUCUCAAAUGAGGCAAAACUUGGGUCCUGGGGUUGACGGCUGGGCCAUCUCCUUGAAGGGAAUGAUGAGUAUUGUGGUGCUGAUGGGGUUUGCGAUUUGUUUCCUGUAUUGGUGGGUGAAUAAUAAUGUUGCUCUUCCCACCCGUAGCCAGAAGAAGAAGGAGAAGCCAAAAAUGGGGACAAUGGAAAGUUUAAAGUUCUUGGUGUCUUCUAGAUAUAUAAGAGAUCUUGCGACCUUGGUUGUAGCAUAUGGUAUCAGCAUAAACCUCGUCGAGGUUACAUGGAAAUCAAAGCUCAAAGCUCAGUUUCCAACACCAAAUGAGUACUCUUCAUUUAUGGGCGACUUCUCAACCGCUACUGGGAUAGCAACUUUCACUAUGAUGCUGUUGAGUCAAUGGAUCUUUAACAAAUACGGGUGGGGAACAGCAGCAAAAAUCACGCCGACCGUCUUGCUUCUAACCGGAGUUGGCUUCUUCUCCCUGAUUCUGUUUGGCGACCCUCUUGCUCCAGGUCUUGCCAAGAUUGGGAUGACUCCACUUUUAGCUGCCGUUUACGUGGGAGCAAUGCAAAACAUUUUUAGUAAGAGUGCCAAGUACAGCUUAUUUGAUCCGUGCAAGGAAAUGGCCUACAUUCCUUUGGACGAAGACACCAAGGUCAAAGGAAAGGCAGCGAUCGAUGUUGUUUGCAACCCGUUGGGGAAGUCCGGAGGCGCUUUAAUUCAGCAGUUCAUGAUUUUAACCUUCGGAUCACUUGCAAACUCGACUCCAUAUCUCGGAGGCAUACUUCUUGUGAUUGUUCUUGCGUGGUUGGGAGCCGCAAAGUCAUUAGAUGGCCAGUUCACCGCUUUGAGGCAAGAAGAAGAGCUUGAGAAGGAGAUGGAAAGGGCCGCUGUGAAGAUCCCGGUCGUGUCUCCGAACGAAGCUGGUAACGGUUCUCUUGCUGAUGGACCGACCCUAAAUCCCACCGGAGGCGACUCAUCGUCGGGCGCCUCGUCUCCGCACGUGUGAUCAUAUUUUUCCAUUACCUGCAAAACAGGAGUAAUAAUUCAAAGUACUUCAGAAAGAUUUAUCAGGUGGAUUGAUGGUGUUAGGAUUUUUCUGUCCAGAAAUCCUUAUUUGUAAGAAUUUGUUUUAGCCUCUUAAAUAAUCAGAGCCAGUUAGUCUUGUCACUGACUGAAUUGAGCCCCUCUGAUAGAUAUAAAAAUCUUUGCCCAAUGUAUUUUGUUUUCUUUAGCUUUGUAGUUGAGGGAUAGCAUCCUAUCCAGAGGGCAUGUUUAUAGUAAGCUCAAUUCAAAUC
Sesamum indicum (sesame) is the source of this 2411-nucleotide messenger RNA. RefSeq names its product plastidic ATP/ADP-transporter. Gene Ontology annotation, cellular component: membrane. The record is from RefSeq and is a predicted model, not a curated record. Gene Ontology annotation, molecular function: ATP:ADP antiporter activity. NCBI's taxonomy places the organism in Eukaryota, Viridiplantae, Streptophyta, Magnoliopsida, Lamiales, Pedaliaceae. Gene Ontology annotation, biological process: nucleotide transport.